GACACGCCAGCCCAAACCCACGGGCGGGCCAGUGCAGUGACAUCAUCGUCAUCGACGCUUCGAUUCUUACGUGCUAGAAAUCAGGUUGGAAGUGACUUUAAGCGUUGAUUUGGGAAGUCGUUCCGGUAUUCAAAUAUUCUGUACAUACAUAAAGAGAAACGGCAACUAUUUCCGAAAGUACACCAUCGCUCUGCACUCUUGACGACCAUGUCUUUCAUACCAGGACAACCAGUUACAGCUGUCGUGCAGCGGGUUGAGAUCCAGAAGCUGUGCCAGGGAGACCACCUGAUCCUGGGCUUCAGCAUCGGAGGGGGGAUGGACCAGGACCCCGUACAGAAUCCCUACUCAGAGGACAAAACCGACAAGGGUAUCUAUGUAACCAGGGUAACACCCCAAGGACCAGCAGAAAAGGCUGGAUUAAUGAUGGGAGACAAAAUAAUGCAGGUCAACGGCUGGGAUAUGACCAUGGUCACCCAUGACCAGGCUCGUAAGAGGCUGACCAAGAAGAAGGAGGACGUUGUACGACUACUGGUGACCAGGAAGUCCUUGGAGGAAGCGGUCAAACACUCCAUGUGCGGGUACCCAAAACAAUAGGCAGCUUAAGGAUGUCUUCUGGGUGAUUUAACCUGAACCCUAUAUUCAUAAUAUUUCGGCUGCGGACAACUAGUCCAGUAUUGAUCUCGUACUGGACUAGUUCGUCCGGUCAAUGGAUUAACAUUGCAGCCCGUGGCUGCAAUGUUAAUCCAUUGACAGGGAGAUGUUAUUAUCGCCCUGUCAAUGUUAGUCCGCUUAAAAGCCUUUAUUUUUUUUCAAUGACAGGCUCAGAUUGUUAUUACAAGUGUCUGAUAUGAUUAUGGAAAGGAUCCCUACAAUGAAAGUACCUUUCACUGGUUCGGUCUGUUCAUGGUUGCGGUUCGACAAAAUAACAAACAGACCGGAUUAAGCGACAGGUAAAGAAGAAAGCAGUAUUUCUCUGUAGGGAUAAUUUCCAUUAGGUGUUUUUCACUCACAAAAAAUAACGAUCUGAGCCUAAUCUGUGACUGAAACAAGUACUUGAAGAGGACUUGCAUGGAUUAAUUCCUCACUGGGUUACAUUGCAGCCAGGUAGGGUCCAGCUUGAAAAGUCCCAAAUUAUCUUUUAAACCGAUACUGGACGUUGGUUAUCGGGAACAGAUCAAUUCAACCAAUCAGUAUGAGGAGUUGCAGCGUCUAGUUCAUGAUCAUACACUCAAAAACUACAAUCAUACAGACGCCCUGUGAAAGUACUGCUUGUUUGGCGGUGAGGUGCCAAGAUGUCAAGUCUGUAAGAAGCUCUUUUAUUGCCAUUGGAGUGCCUCUACCUGCCUGGUUUUAAGCGACGAGUCAUUUCAAUUCAAUGCGGCGCUAAUCAUUCUCAGAGAGAAAUAAGUAGGCGAUUGCUUUAGAAAGAUUGUUAAACUAUCCAGCCCAUACAUACAGGGCCUAUUGUCUCUAUGGCACACGACAGCCUGAAUGCAAACACCAUCCAGUACCUGCAUAAAUUCAUUUUGAAAGGAAUGUGCAUAAUGGCAUAUAUGCUUACAAUUCCAGAAAACGUUCUGCUCUAUUAAAUAACUACGACCUGUUUAAAGUCCUUGGCAAAUGGGAGGGCCUACAAUGACCAUCUAAAAGGUUUGCCUUUCAAGGUAAUUUUUGUUUUAAAUGCUAACUAUUACCAUACACAUACACAUUCACACACACUUGGGAUCAUUUGGGAGGAUUGGGGAUUUGUGAUUUUUAGUUUGCUUGUUAGAUUAUAAAAUAUCUUCAAAAACCAAAGCGGCUUGCUAAACUACACGAAACCAUUCAAAAACAACUUUUGUACUCCUUAUAUAUGCAAUUGAUUUUUAUACUACAUUCUGUAUUGUUUGUUUUACCACUACCUACUUAAUCUAUACCAUUCAUAAUGACUAUGUCCACAAGUCCCCAGUUAUGUUGUCAUGGAUCUCAUUAUUUGUACCUGCUUUAUUGGUAGUCACACAUUUCAGCAUUUAAUUUGUGUCAAAGCAGGGACAUUUACCUCAAUCCAUUUUUAAUUUCUUUGCGGUGAUUUAUAGUAUGGAUUUAGUAUGGAAGUAUUGUGUCCAACACAAUAUCACUAUUUACAUUAGAGCAAUAUACCUUUUGCAUGAGUUAUUUGAACCCAAACACUAAUUUGAGAGAUUGUUAUUAUGAACCUUCCUAUUUUUGAUACGUUAAGUUAUAUGUUCUUUCACGUAUUGCAUUAAUUCACUACUUCUAACACUGUAACAAUUUGUAGUUUGAUUUCUUGAAUCUGCCUGCUAUUGAUGUGAACAAGCAGGUCAAGGAACACCCCCUACUUGAACUGAAAAAUCUUCCAUUUUCUACUUACUAUUUUCUAUUUUUCUCUCAAAAUGAUGAUGCUUUGAAUGCAGAUGGCUCUGGGGUUUGCUUAACCAAAACAGUCCAGCGAAUAAAAAAAUAAAAUAAAAAUAGUGUGUCCUUGUC
Gadus macrocephalus (Pacific cod) is the source of this 2487-nucleotide messenger RNA. RefSeq names its product Tax1 (human T-cell leukemia virus type I) binding protein 3 (gene tax1bp3). Lineage: Eukaryota; Metazoa; Chordata; Actinopteri; Gadiformes; Gadidae. The coding region runs from base 208 to 594 and encodes 128 amino acids. Gene Ontology annotation, molecular function: protein binding. The transcript is spliced from 4 exons. The record is from RefSeq and is a predicted model, not a curated record.